AUGCGUGAGAUUGUACACGUUCAAGCUGGACAGUGUGGCAACCAGAUAGGCGCUAAGUUCUGGGAAGUAAUAUCGGACGAACAUGGCAUCGACCCAACUGGAACUUACCAUGGGGAUUCUGAUCUGCAGCUUGAACGCAUUAACGUUUAUUACAACGAAGCGACCGGAGGGAAAUAUGUUCCAAGAGCCAUUCUUGUUGACUUAGAGCCUGGUACUAUGGAUAGUGUUCGAGCUGGACCUUUCGGUCAGCUUUUCCGUCCAGACAAUUUUGUUUUCGGACAAAGUGGUGCUGGUAACAACUGGGCUAAAGGACAUUAUACUGAGGGAGCUGAACUUGUUGAUUCAGUGUUGGAUGUUGUUCGGAAGGAAGCUGAGUCUUGCGAUUGCCUUCAAGGCUUUCAACUGACGCACUCCCUUGGCGGUGGGACUGGGUCAGGAAUGGGAACGCUCAUGAUUUCCAAAGUGAGAGAAGAAUAUGCAGACCGAAUUAUGAACACAUUUUCUGUGGUUCCUUCUCCCAAGGUGUCUGAUACGGUUGUGGAACCAUACAAUGCCACACUUUCCGUCCACCAAUUGGUUGAAAACACCGAUGAGACCUAUUGUAUUGAUAAUGAAGCCCUCUACGAUAUCUGCUUCCGUACUCUUAAAUUGCAGACACCGACUUAUGGUGACUUGAACCACCUGGUCAGUGCAACAAUGUCAGGUGUUACUACCUGCCUUCGCUUUCCUGGUCAGCUUAAUGCAGAUCUCCGCAAGCUAGCUGUUAACAUGGUUCCAUUUCCUCGUCUUCACUUUUUUAUGCCUGGUUUCGCUCCACUCACAAGUCGUGGUAGUCAGCAAUAUCGCGCACUUACUGUUCCAGAGCUGACGCAGCAAAUGUUUGAUGCAAAGAACAUGAUGGCAGCUUGUGAUCCUAGACACGGACGUUACCUAACUGUUGCUGCAAUCUUUCGUGGCCGUAUGUCAAUGAAGGAGGUCGAUGAACAAAUGCUGAAUGUGCAAAACAAAAAUUCAAGCUACUUUGUUGAGUGGAUACCAAACAAUGUCAAGACCGCCGUUUGUGACAUUCCACCUCGUGGUUUGAAAAUGGCUGCAACUUUCAUUGGCAACAGUACAGCUAUACAGGAACUCUUCCGACGCAUAAGUGAGCAGUUCACUGCUAUGUUCCGCAGGAAAGCAUUUUUGCAUUGGUACACAGGUGAAGGUAUGGAUGAAAUGGAGUUCACUGAAGCCGAGUCAAACAUGAAUGAUUUAGUGAGCGAAUAUCAACAAUACCAAGAAGCUACUGCCGAGGAGGAGGGAGAAUUUGAUGAAGAAGAAGAGGAAGCAUAA
Messenger RNA from Hydatigera taeniaeformis, 1332 nucleotides. The record is from the annotation of a GenBank genome assembly. NCBI's taxonomy places the organism in Eukaryota, Metazoa, Platyhelminthes, Cestoda, Cyclophyllidea, Taeniidae.